UUGAUCGUCGGGUGCGUCCCGGAGGAACCCCUGCGUGGUGCUCGGCGGAUCGGGGAAGGGGGGGUUUGAGAGACCGGUUGUGUGGUCGUAGAUGACACGCAAGAGAAAGUGUGUGGGCGGAUGAGGAAGUUCAGAGCACGGAUUGAUGGUCACACACCUACUGUACUGUACUGGCACUUUAUCGCAGCAGUAGCAGCAGCAGCAGCAGCAGCAGCAGCAGGAGCACCGGGAUCUCCAUCCACCAGUUUCUGUGAUCGGAGGUGAUCCGCGCAUGGGAAAAUGACAAUCAAGUUUGUGGUGAUCCUCUUCAUACUUGUGCUUCAGGGUGCUCGUUGUGAUCUACUGGAUUAUGGCGCCGACGAUGAAGAUCCCAACGACACCACUGUCAAUCAAAUGCUGGUUCCCAGGUCGCACCAGGAGGACGCCACACUUAUACUCAACAAUCUGCUCAAGGAAUAUGACAAGACGCUGCGGCCGGACAUUGGAGUGAAACCUACAGUCGUCGAUGUGGGCAUAUAUAUCAACAGCAUCGGGCCUGUGUCAUCCAUCGACAUGGAGUACCAGAUCGAUAUUAUCUUCGCCCAGACCUGGGUGGACACCCGUCUGCGGUAUAACAGCAGCAGCAGCAUGCGGCUAACCCUCAACAGCAAUAUGGUCGGCUUGAUCUGGCUGCCUGACACCAUCUUUAGGAAUUCCAAGAACGCAGACUCUCACUGGAUAACGACGCCCAAUCAGCUGCUUCGGAUCUGGAACAAUGGAAAAGUCCUCUACACACUGAGGAUGACCAUCAACGCAGAAUGCCAGCUGCAACUCCAUAAUUUCCCAAUGGACGAACACUCCUGUCCUCUUGUCUUCUCCAGCUAUGGCUACCCACGAGAUGAGAUUGUGUACAAGUGGAACCGCAACUCAGUGGAGACUUCAGACCAAAAAUACUGGAGGCUUUACCAGUUUGAUUUCAUGGGGCUCCGAAACACCACAGAUGUGCUCAAGACGACAGCAGGUGACUAUGUGGUUAUGACCGUGUACUUCGACCUCAGCAGGAGGAUGGGCUACUUCACCAUCCAGACCUACAUCCCCUGCAUCCUGACAGUGGUCCUCUCCUGGGUCUCCUUCUGGAUCAAGAGUGAUGCCACGCCUGCAAGAACAGCCCUAGGUAUCACCACAGUGCUGACCAUGACCACCCUCAGCACUGUGGCCAGGAACUCGCUACCAAGGGUGUCCUACGUGACGGCCAUGGACCUGUUUGUCACCGUCUGCUUCCUGUUCGUCUUCGCUGCCAUGAUCGAGUACGCCAUGCUCAACUACUACUCCUACAGUAUACGCAGACCUCCUGCCAAGACGCAGAGAAUGGCCUACACAUCUUUCAACAUGGGUCACGCCCCUCGGUCUAUGAUGCCCAUGGGCAACUCCCUCUUCUGGCAGGACUACGACGACAACUGCCUGUACGAGUGCCUGGACGGGAAAGACUGCAAGAGCUUCUUCUGCUGCUACGAGGAGUGUAAAGAAGGCGGCUGGAGGAAAGGACGCAUCCACGUCAACAUCCGCGAGCUGGAUGCCUACUCUCGGGUCUUCUUCCCCACCUCCUUCUUGCUCUUCAACAUAGUCUACUGGGUCAGCUACCUCUACCUCUAGUCGGUCUCGGGCUGUGAUCCCUAGGCCAUGCUGAAACAGCCACAGUCCCCGCCACUUUAAACCGCGGCUCGUGAUCUAAGGUCAGAACUAAGUGUGGAGGAGGAAAUAAGGUGGAUCAGCUCUGUGGGAAUCAUGAAAGAUGUGCUGCCUCUGGAAACACACGUGCACUGUAGUGCACAGUGUAAAGGCCAUGAUAUUUUGAGCAGUGGCACUCCAAGGAGAAUAAAACGCUCACCAGUAGAACAACACGCCGCCAGCAUCAACUUGAAUGGAUAGGUCCUGUUUAUGACUCUCUCAGAAACCAAACAACGGACAGCUGUGACGUCAGAGACGUUCGGGGACGGGGUUGCAUUGCUGAAUCUUGGUCGUCGAGAUGGCGAAGCACCCAUAGUGCCUUCUUUAGAAAGGGUGCGGCACCGCGAGACGCAGCUUCAGAGUUUCCUCCAUUAUCUUUAUUACCUCAUCCACCACACCGCCGCAUGCUGAGCUGUCUAUUCUUUGAUGAAACCGGAACACCACCACUGGACAUGUUUAAACUAACACUCACCAUUCAUUUUGUAGCACAUUAGUUUUAGUUGUACCCUAGGAUUAGUUCUACUUUACCAACCUUUUCUUAUUCUAUUAUUAUUAUUAUUAGACUUAGUUGUAUUAGUUGUAUUUUCACAGCGAGUCAACUAGCUCAGCCAUCAGUUGUUAAUUGUUGAAUAUGAGUUAGUGUCAGGGGCCGUGGUUGUCUGGUAAUAUCUUGUUUAUUAAAUCAGUGAGCUUUUGUUCAUGAUGCUUUAUGACUAAACGAUGCAGUUUACAGUAGAUGCCAAGAAGAUUUGGGUGUCUUAUAAUAAAUGCUGGGUUACAUCCUCACACACAAAAUGUAUAAGAACUGCAUAAAUACAAACCAGUCCAACACUAAACAUGCUAAUCUCAUCCACGGGCAUAUUAUGUAUGGUACAGCACAUGAAUAAACAGAUUAGGGUUAGCAGCAGUGCUGGUUUCUUCCUGACAACAGCUGUAUGAAAACAGUUUCUUAUUUUUUAUCCCUAUUUAUACCUGAUUUUGUUUUAUUACUAACAGGGCCUGUGGGUUAACCUUGGUGUGAGGAAAAGUUCAACAUUUUGUGCUUCACUUCUAAUUCCCCCGUCCUCCAGUUAAUGCAAACCCAAAACUUCCUUCAGGUUGACCUUUAGUCUUGAUAAAGUCCAGUUUACUACAUGAACUGGAAGCAGUCUGGCUCUGUCUAAAGGUUAAA
Messenger RNA from Epinephelus moara (kelp grouper), 2878 nucleotides. RefSeq names its product gamma-aminobutyric acid receptor subunit gamma-3-like. NCBI's taxonomy places the organism in Eukaryota, Metazoa, Chordata, Actinopteri, Perciformes, Serranidae. The coding region runs from base 280 to 1632 and encodes 450 amino acids. Gene Ontology annotation, biological process: gamma-aminobutyric acid signaling pathway; synaptic transmission, GABAergic; nervous system process. Gene Ontology annotation, cellular component: GABA-A receptor complex; dendrite membrane; neuron projection. Gene Ontology annotation, molecular function: GABA-gated chloride ion channel activity; benzodiazepine receptor activity; GABA-A receptor activity. The transcript has 10 exons. The record is from RefSeq and is a predicted model, not a curated record.